AUGGUGUUGGCCAGUGAUCUACGUUGUUUAUGGCUAGCUAAAUAUGAUGUGGAAUUCACCAUGACAUCGUUAACUGGACAGCUGUGUGCUGGGUCUUUGCCAACGAAAGAUUUGCGUCGUCUACUGCGGCAACCACCACUUCCAACAGUUACUGGAGAUAAGGCUGUUUUAUUGCGUAAAACGCUGGGGCAACAAAGCGAAAAACAAUGUCAGUCUACCACAGGUGACAGUUCUAUUCUAAAGCCUAAAUCAAAGCUUACAUUUAAACAUCUAACCCCUCCCAACUUAUUCAUGUGAGUUUAAGGUUGAAUAUCUUGUUUCAUAAUAUUACAAAAAGCACAUUUAUUGUUUCCUUAUUCAUUCCGAUUUUAUCGUUUCAUCACUUAUUCGAAAAGCAUGCAACUGCGCGAUUUUGUCGUGGAAAAAAUGAAUUGCACAUCUUUUGUUUUGUUGUAGUACAGUUGACUGGAUAGUUUGUAUUAGGAUCUUAACCGAUGGCUGCUACCUUGAUCCACCUCAAGGUGGUCGGGCUUGUUUAUCACAGUGACCCAACGAGCUAUGUUGGUGGAACGCUUCUUCCCUCAAUGUCCUAUCAUUCCAUAAACGUUAGCUGGAUAGUGGUACGACAGAAAGCCGUUACCAAUAUAGCGUAAAUUGCUACGCUGUGAUGGUUGUCUGAGGGCGAAGUUGUACUGGUGACAGAACGGAGAUGUGACAGCAGUAAGGUAUUUCCCUUGGAUAACCAGCAGUGCCAUGCUUGUGCUGCCUUCCCUAUGUGAAUGGGGUGGGGUUGGAAAGGGUUGGUCCCAAAAAUACCGCGUCCCCUUUACCCUUCAGGAUACCGAUACCUGCGCCAGGGAUUCAUAGUCGGAUCCGAAAACAGGAAACAAAAAUCUUAAACGUUCAGAAGGCAUUGUGUGAUCAUCCCCAAGCAGAUAUCUCUUGGGUUUUGUAGUCACGCACUAACUUUUCUUUUUCAGAUGAUUCAAUUUGACCUAGCCUUCCACAUAGUAUCGGUAACCGGAGAGUGUCAACCGCCCUAAGAACUUUGUCAGCACUCAAGUGACCUACGAUCACUAUCCAUCUUCCACAUUUUCAUCUUCUAAUCUUCCUUCUUAUCAUUCAGUCAAGUAUCCUACAUCAUCUUUGAUUCAUACCAGCUCUGCUACUUUCGACAACGAUCUGAGUCCACAGAAUAGCACCUGUGAUCUUCUGAAACUUCCCUCGAAACUAUACAUUGCAGCUUCCAAUGUCCGGUUCCUGCAACAAGUCGGCCAAUAUGCGUUAAUAGUCAAGCCUCUAGCAACUCGGACCAUGGAUCUGUGGUUCGUUUAUGAGACACGCAUACAUGACCUAAAUGCGGUUGUUCACCCAACCUCAUCCGGUCAAUAUGGUGGAUCUGAAAAAUUCACGCUUGGAGUUUCUAGAUAUUUGACGGCUAGUUCUCGCAGUCUUGCAGGUGUAGGUAUACUACUAAGCACUAAGGUAGAAAAAUUGUACUGGGCAAAUGGAUUCCAGUUGACGUUCGCCUGUGCGCUGUCCAACUGGAUGGUACAGUGAAGACUAAAAUGAGUGGUGAAACUCGCCGAUGUCUCUUUAGGAUCUCUGCUUGCACACCCAUUGACUGCAGUUUGGAUGAAGUCAAGAAUGAGUUCUACCGAAAAUGGUUUAGUCUCCUAUUAAAAGCUAAAUGUUCAGAGGUGGUUGUUUUUACAGGUGUUUCUAAUACAUAAGCAGGUAGGUUGUCAGGUAGAAAGGCACUUAGGUGGCGCUUUCGGAAACCCAACCGAACAAAAGGAUAACAGCGGCAACCGUUUAUUUCUAGCCAGCACAAACUUCGGAAAUAGUUAUUGUCUGAUGUGUCGUCCACCGAGCUCAACUCAUCAAUGAACACAAAUAGGCCACAUUGUCAUCAAUUAUCGCUGGAAAUGAUCAGUGGAAGAUUACCGCGCCGCCUGGAGCACGUGUUGGUUCGAGCGCGUAUUUGUCUGCGUCUCGAUAGACAUAGGAAAACUGUUUUCUUU
Messenger RNA from Heterobilharzia americana, 2024 nucleotides. NCBI's taxonomy places the organism in Eukaryota, Metazoa, Platyhelminthes, Trematoda, Strigeidida, Schistosomatidae. The record is from the annotation of a GenBank genome assembly.